Fundulus heteroclitus (mummichog) is the source of this 6549-nucleotide messenger RNA. RefSeq names its product mitogen-activated protein kinase kinase kinase kinase 3. Bases 153 to 3203 code for a protein of 1016 amino acids. Gene Ontology annotation, molecular function: MAP kinase kinase kinase kinase activity; ATP binding. Gene Ontology annotation, biological process: protein phosphorylation. The transcript is spliced from 36 exons. The record is from RefSeq and is a predicted model, not a curated record. NCBI's taxonomy places the organism in Eukaryota, Metazoa, Chordata, Actinopteri, Cyprinodontiformes, Fundulidae.
CUGUCCACUGCGCAUGCUCGAAGCGCAGUGGAAGCCAUGUUGGAGCUCCAUUGGAUUCGGGCUGGGAUUUUUUGACGCCGUAUGUUUUUCUUAAAAGAACCCCAGUUUUCGUCCUUUUGUCGGGGCUCUUCGGCCGCGCUUGAUUGUAAACGAUGAAUUCCAGCGUCGACCUGUCCCGGCGGAAUCCGCAGGAGGAUUUCGAGCUGAUCCAGCGGAUAGGAAGCGGCACAUACGGAGAUGUAUACAAGGCUCGCAAUGUAAACACAGGGGAGCUGGCCGCUAUCAAAGUCAUCAAACUGGAACCGGGUGAGGACUUUGCUGUCGUCCAGCAGGAGAUCUUAAUGAUGAAGGACUGUAAACACUCUAACAUUGUUGCCUAUUUUGGGAGCUAUCUCCGGAGGGAUAAAUUAUGGAUCAGCAUGGAGUACUGUGGCGGCGGCUCUCUGCAGGACAUCUAUCACGUAACUGGGCCUCUGUCAGAGUCACAGAUAGCGUACAUGUCACGGGAGACCCUGCAGGGUUUAUACUACCUGCACAGUAAAGGCAAAAUGCACAGAGACAUUAAGGGAGCCAACAUCCUCCUGACAGACAACGGCUACAUUAAACUCGCUGACUUUGGCGUGUCGGCCCAGAUCACAGCGACACUUGCCAAGAGAAAGUCGUUCAUCGGAACGCCUUACUGGAUGGCUCCAGAGGUGGCAGCGGUGGAGAGGAAGGGGGGCUACAAUCAGCUGUGUGAUAUCUGGGCAGUGGGCAUCACUGCCAUAGAGCUGGCAGAGCUGCAGCCGCCCAUGUUUGACCUGCACCCCAUGAGGGCUCUCUUCUUGAUGACCAAGAGUAACUUCCAGCCUCCGAAGUUGAAAGAUAAACUGAAGUGGACAAACAACUUUCACCAUUUUGUGAAGCUAGCUCUUACCAAGAACCCAAAGAAGAGGCCAACGGCAGAGAAACUGCUGCAGCACCCGUUCGUCUCCCAGCCUCUCAGCAGGACGCUGGCGAUCGAGCUGCUGGACAAAGCCAGCAACCCCGACCACAGCACGUACAACGACUUCGACGACGACGAGCCCGAACCAGAGUUUAAAUACAGAGGUCAUUUCCUCCCCAUAAGCCCAGGGGCUCGACGCGCACCCCGCUUUGCGGCUCGUAGGAAGUCUCCAGUCUCUGUUCCUUAUCGAAUCCGCUCCACCAGCAGGAGCACCAGGGAAGGAAAGACCCUGUCUGAGAUCAACUUUGGACAAGUGAAGUUUGAUCCUCUUUUGAGAAAGGAGACAGAGCCUCAUCACGAGCCGUGUGAUUCUGAGCCCUAUCUGGACUGUGUUGAGGAGCUCUACUAUACCGCGAGAUCUAAUCUGGACUUGCAGUUGGAGUAUGGUCACGAUUCUCCGAGUCUGCUGGGAGGGAACAAGAGCCUUCUCAAAUCCGUCGAGGAAGAGCUUCAGCAGAGGGGCCAUGUUGCACACUUAGGGGAUGAUGAGGAUGAUGAUGAUGGUGCAGAUGAUGAUGAUGAAACUCACUCUCACAAAUCAAGUACCAUCAAGAGGCCGAAGGAGCCCCCUCCACUCCCUCCAAAGCCCAAGUCUCUCAGCUCCUCCCAGCAGCACCAGAAAAACGACGAUAGCCAGUCACACCAACACGACGACGACGCCGGAGGAGGAGGAACCAUCAAGCGCUGCCCGACCACGGAGGCGGCGAGCCCCGCCAAGCCGUCCUCCAGCGUCCCCCCUCGGCCUCCGCCCCCGAAGCUGCCGCCCCACCGCCGCAGCAGCUUAGGUAACGACAGCCCGAAGCGAAAAGAGGCGGGAAACUCUGCCCCAGAGGAUGAUGAUGAUGAUGGGAGCUUUAGGCAUUUCUGGGAAUGGCUCCACACGCCUCACACAGAGGAGGAGCUGGAGGAGGCUUGGGAGGUGCUGAAGGAGGUGAAAGAGGAGCAGGAAAAGGAAGAGAGCAACGGGCUGAACUCCCCCCACAACGGUGAGAGGGCAGUGGUAGACGAGAGGCAGUCCACCAUGCCCCCUAGUGUCCCCGUACGGAAAGACAAGAAGGACGUACCGAAGCCCAUCAGUAACGGUCUUCCUCCAACACCUAAAGUCCAUAUGGGCGCCUGUUUCUCCAAAGUGUUUAACGGCUGUCCGCUGAAGAUCCACUGUGCCACGUCAUGGAUCAACCCCGACACCAGAGAUCAGUAUUUGAUAUUCGGAGCUGAGGAGGGAAUCUACACGUUAAACCUUAACGAGCUUCAUGAGACGACGAUGGAGCAGCUGUUUCCUCGAAGGUGUACGUGGUUGUACGUCAUGAACAGCUGUCUUCUUUCCAUAUCUGGAAAAGCCUCCCAGCUGUACUCCCACAGUCUGUCCGGGCUCUUUGAACAGGCCAGACAGCUACAGAAGUUACCCGUGGCCAUUCCCACACACCGACUGCCCGAUAAGAUCAUCCCAAGGAAGUUUGCUGUUUCCAAUAAGAUUCCAGACACUAAAGGGUGCCAGAAGUGCUGCGUAGUGCGUAACCCGUACACGGGCCAUAAAUACCUGUGUGGGGCCUUCCAGUCCAGCGUCAUGCUGCUGGAGUGGGUGGAGUCCAUGCAGAAGUUCAUGCUCAUUAAGAACAUCGACUUCCCGUUGCCAUGUCCGUUGGAAGUCUUUGAGAUGUUGGUGGUCCCAGAGCACACCUACCCUCUAAUCUGCGUGGCGGUCAGCAAAGGAACCGAGCUCAACCAGGUGGUUCGAUUCGACACCGUCAACCCCAACGCUACCUCCUCCUGGUUCACAGAAGCAGACAUGCCGCAGACGUGCGUGAUCCACGUCACGCAGCUGGAGCGAGACACUAUUCUAGUCUGCCUAGACAGAUGUAUAAAGAUAGUGAACCUCCAGGGUCGGCUAAAAUCCAGCCGGAAGCUAUCGGCCGAACUCACCUUCAACUUCCAGAUCGAAGCUAUAGUUUGUCUUCAGGACAGCGUCCUGGCCUUCUGGAGACAUGGCAUGCAGGGUCGGAGCUUCAAGACCAGCGAGAUCACGCAAGAGAUCUGCGACAACACGCGCAUCUUCAGACUACUGGGAUCCGACAGACGCACUGAUUGUAGAGACCCAGACUCAGAGGACAGAGGCCGCUCUCUGCCCAGGGUGGUGGUGUUGGAAAGCCGGCCGACGGACAACCCCACGGCCCACAGCAACCUCUACAUCCUGGCGGGCCACGAGAACAGCUACUGAGUCCCACCCUCGCACCCCUGAGACCCCCGCCCCCCGCGUCGCCCACCAACGCAGACGAGGGAGCAACCAAACGAGCCGGUAGUCGCAUCCAUCCCAGCGCCGCAGCUUAACCCCCGAGAUUAGGAGCUUGUGAACGGAGGUCCGGCUUAUUUAAGCAGCGUCAGUGUGUUAUAUGUGAAAGGUGUCUGUUGGGGGGGGGAAGGGGGAUGUUGGACUAGUUUACGUGAAAACAAAGAGUCUAAACACUUGGCCUGAAGGCAGCGUGAGUCGUCCUCUCUGAGACACCGCGUCCCUCCUCAACCCUUUUCCCUGCAGACUGCACAUGGAGUAUAGAAACAUCCAGAAAAACACUUCAACGCUCUACUAGUCCUUCCUGUAAUACUACUGCUGUUUGUGCUGAAGCUUCGUAGAAGCCCCCAGAAGCCCGCCCUUCCUCUGUGCCCCUCUGAUCUCUUUUUCUUUCCUCCCACAUUUUGUUUUGAACUGUCCCUUUAUUUAUUGUGGCAUGACGUAACUCUAUUAACGAGGAUGGCUUUCUUAAUUUGUCGUAAAAUGUUCUUUUUGGAGACAAAAAAAGGAAACCAGACUAAAAAAAAAACAAACAAAAAAAAACAGACGAGAACAUUUGCCACUUUCGCUAACAUUAAAUCUCAGUACCCGUCACUACACCACACAAGUGCUUAUGAAACCUUUAUUUAAUGUUUGUAAAUACAAAUUUUGUUUUUGUUUUUUAUUAUUAUUGGCAAAGACGAACACUAAAAAUAACGAAAAGGUCUGGUUGUGUAUAUAGAUGUGUGAAUAGCUGCUCUGUCGAACUGCGGAGACGGCAGGAGGCGCGGAGGAUCCACGGAGGACCGCGUCUCUCGCUCCUGUAACGAGGCGCGGGGUUCGGUUCUCCUCAGGUGGACGGCUUUAGCGAUCAAACAUUUCCCUCGAAAGGUUCAAACUCUAAGAUGCCGACGUUUCUGCUCGUUUUCAUGCUAGCUGCACGCGUCGCAGUCCUCAUUUCGGAUGUUUCCGGCGUCGCCCCUUUCGCUUUAUUUUUUAACGCUCUUUUAAUCAGAAACAUUUGUCCCUUUUUAUGUUUGUUUUUUAUCGACCCACUGGUGUUUUAAAAAUUUGCACGAGGAAACAAAACAAAAACUUCACAAACAAGUGUGAUGUCAUAACAGUACGUUGACUGCGUGUUAGUGGGCAGGUGGAUGCAGAGUGCGCCCGUACACGUGCAUCUGCUGUCUUCCUUCACCUGGCUGAGCUAACGUUGGACGGGACGCAGGAAUACGCAGAAUCAAACCUUUAGCCGGGAUGCCAGACUCCUUCUCACACCGUCCAACACUCCAAGAGCUUUGUGUUCACUUACCUGGGCUUUCCCGCCGUGUUUUAAAGCCACCGAUUAAAAUGUGUAACUCGACCAGACGUACCGCGGCGCUACUGACCUGACGUCCCCUUUAGGCAGGGGCCAGUGACCCGUAUUGGCGUGUGCCAUGGCUUCAGAACCACAAAAAAAAUGUUUGUUUGACGUCCAUGUAACUUUUGUUUUUUCCCUCCCAGAAGCUUUCCUAGAAAUAGAUUGGUAACUGAACGUAUCACAAAUGUGGAAGUGUGUCUGCUCAAAGCAGCCGUAGUCAGUAAACAUCAGAGCUCUGCUGCCACCUGCUGGCGUGUUUCUGAGGCCCUCUGUUUAAAUCCCAGCGGCUCCUCCCUGCAGCAGCUCUUGGGUCGAGGAAUCCGGAGCAGACGCCGCGUCGUCUGGCGGUGCUACAGACGGUCCAGGCAGAAGACCCAGAAACACUAAAUACUGACGUGGGCACACAUGAGCAGUCCAGCCACAGAGGGACAGUUUGGGUAUCUUUACAGUGACUUCUAAAAUUAAAAUAGAAUCUGGCAGCACCUGCUAGAAAUUCAGCUGCUGCUGCCAUUUUUUGUUAUGCAGAUGAUAAAAGGAAUCCCUACUAGCACAACAGGAGCAGGAACAUUUAUUUUGAAGGUUCUUGGGCUUCGAGGUUAAUGCCCGUAGAUGAGUAUAAAAGCUCCUGGGUCCAAACAAGACAAACGAAUCUUCCCGUCCCGGCAUGGCUACACGCUGUCCGGGGCUGACGGGAACAACUCCGCUUCAUUUAAAACGUGUAUUUUUCUAAGGAUCUGUGUGUUGCUCAAAGGAACCCGCCAUCGGGUUCAGGUUGAACACGCUGGUUAGAAAGCUUCUUAUUUUUAUGGCUUGUAUUCAAAAUAAAUGUUUUUUUUUUUGUUUUGUUUUUUUACUGUCUUAAAAUCCACAAACUGGAGACUCUCGCUGAAAAGGGUAGAUGCCAAAUUUAUUGACCUUACGUUUGAUAUAAUUUUACACUUCAGUUUGAUUUUUACACUUUCUCUAAAUAAAGAACAAUAAAAGCAAUUAAAUAUAAUAAAAAUUAUCUAGGUCCUUAUUUUAUGUCGAACAAUAUAUGUAUAUAUAUAUUUUUUAAUACACUGCUUAAACAUAUUCUUAAACCUCGUGGCCAUAUUUAGAUAGUCUACCUCGUGAUUUAUCCUAGAUUUAAAAAAAAACAAAAUACAAAAAUCCGCUUCUCAAGACAGAUUUCUGCAGGUUUCUGGUUUCGUGUCUAAAACUCCUUUGAAUCUCUCCAUCUUACCAAGCUGUUGUGUUUUUGAACAGCGCUUUCUCGAAUAAUGCACCCGUAAAUACUUCUGAUGAUCUGAAGUUAUUAUCGCACAUCUGAUGGUUUUUUUUUUUUGUUGUUGUUUUUUUAUCUCUUUGUGGCCAAUGUGUUUCGGUUGCUUUAGCUUGUUCUCCCUUUCUGCUUUUCACGACUUCAAGCCUAAUAAUGGGGAGAAAACAUCUUUCAUGGGUUCAUGUUGGAUUCCAUCAUGCUGUCUGCGAACGCCCGCCCUCAUCCACACAACCCCAGGAAUGCUGAAAGCGGGGAAAGCCCCGUGUCUAAUGACGAGAAUCAUGUAGAAUUAGUCUCUUUAAGAUGUUUCUGGUACCAGACGUGUGAAUUUUCUGGACGAAAGAGGAGCAUAAAUAUCAUAGCCUUGGGAUUUCAUGUUUGGAAGCGUCACCUGUCUGCGGCUCAUCAGUGUUAAGUCAUUCAGAGUUAAGCCCCGCUCCCCCCCCACGCCCCACCUUCCCGACGUGGAGCCAAAACGCAGCAGGUGACCGCCGCCUCCUCUGUCGCAUCACUUUGGUUUUGUUUUCAUGAUGCAAUGCAAACGUUAUAAAGUGUAAAUAAUGUAAAAUAAAAAUGGGUUUGUUUUACAUACUGUAUAAUUGCCUAUAUUUUGGUUCAGAAGUGUAACAGAUUUAUGAGAUGACAGGUUAACACAUUAAAACGAAGGAACUGAA